Elephantulus edwardii (Cape elephant shrew) is the source of this 1554-nucleotide messenger RNA. RefSeq names its product lysophosphatidylcholine acyltransferase 2B-like. Gene Ontology annotation, molecular function: 1-acylglycerophosphocholine O-acyltransferase activity; calcium ion binding. NCBI's taxonomy places the organism in Eukaryota, Metazoa, Chordata, Mammalia, Macroscelidea, Macroscelididae. The transcript has a single exon. Gene Ontology annotation, cellular component: endoplasmic reticulum. The record is from RefSeq and is a predicted model, not a curated record. The coding region runs from base 1 to 1554 and encodes 517 amino acids.
AUGCCUCCCUCAAGCGUGGAAAAGAAGAUGAACACCUCUGAUGAAGACCUGAGUGGAUCAGGGCGCCAGCCGCGAAGGAGCAGGUCCUUGUACCCGCCAGCAGUAGCUAACCCUUUCGAGCACAAGACGCAGUUUGGGGCGCGGGACUGGAUCCUCACCAUCCUCCUUGGGCUUGUGCUGGUGCCAGUGAGGACGGUCUGCCUUGUACUCCUCUUUCUCUUCAUCUGGCCUGUGGCCACAUUCGCUACCAUUGGCCGUCAUACUCGAUCAAUCUGGCCCAUCCCUACCUGGAAAAGAAAUCUUACAAUCCCACCUCUCAAGUUCUUGUUGCAAGCUGUAAUCUUUUUGAUGGGGUUCCUGGUGAAAGUGAGAGGGAAGAGGGCAUCGUGGCAAGAGGCCCCUCUGCUAGUGGCGGCGCCACACACCACAUUCUUUGACUCCAUCGUCUGUAUUGUGGCGGGUUUACCCUCGGUGGUCUCAUCCCGUGGAAGCAUGAAGAUCCCAGGGAUUAGGAAAAUCAUACUGUCAACACAGCCUGUACUCGUGAACAGAGGAGACCCCAACUCCAGGCAGACUACCCGGAAGGAAAUCCUGCGGCGCGUGAAAGCUGGUAGGAAGUGGCCACAGAUUCUGAUUUUCCCAGAAGGAGUGUGCACUAACGGCAGCUGCCUGGUCACUUUUAAGCUUGGGGCCUUCACUCCAGGUGUACCUGUGCAGCCAGUGCUCAUCCGAUUCCCAAACAGUCUGGACACAGUGACCUGGACCUGGCAAGGGUUUUCAUCCUUCCAGGUCAUUGCUUUGACAAUGAGUCAACUCUUCACCAGGAUGACAAUUGAGUUCAUGCCUGUUUAUACCCCAGAUCGUGAAGAAAGAGAAGAUCCCGUCCUUUUCGCCAACUCAGUGCGAAUCAACAUGGCAAAUGCGCUGGGAGUGCCUGUCACAGACGACGCUUAUGAAGACUGCAAACUGAUGAUUUCUGCAGGCGAACUUAAAUUACCCAUGGAAGCUGGCUUGAUGCAGUUCACAAAAAUCAGCCAGAAACUCAUGAUAGACUGGAAUAACAUCCAUCGAUGUUUGGAUGAGUAUGCUGCAAUUGCAGCUGCCUCCAAAGGAGGGAAGGUAAACAUUGAAGAGUUUGCGACAUACUUAAAAUUCCCGGUCUCGAAGCCCCUCACACAACUCUUUACCCUCUUUGACAGAAAUAACGAUGGCAGCAUAGACUUCAGAGAAUAUGUGAUAGGCCUGGCGGUCCUGUGUCAUCCUGAUGACACAAAAAAGAUUCUGCAGAUGUCCUUUCAACUUUUUGAUACGGAUCAAGAUGGUUACAUAACAAAGGAGGAGUUAACAUCUAUUCUUCGUGCAGCUUUUGGAGUUCCAAACCUUGAUACUUCCAAACUCUUUCGGGAAAUAGCUGGACCACAGGCAGAAUAUAUUUCAUACAAAACCUUUAUGAAAUUUGGCCUGAAGCAUCCUAUCUAUGCCAAACUCUUCAGUAUCUAUCUAGACCUCCAGGCAUCUCAAAUAUAUUCAUUUCCAGACACAGUGGAGGUUUAA